AUGGCGGCCGUGUAUGUGAGCACAGACCUUGAUAACCUGCUAAGAAGAGCAGCCUGCCAAGAAGCUCAGGUGUUUGGCAAUCAACUCAUUCUUCCCAAUGCGCAAGUGAAGAAGGCGACCGUCUUUCUCAAUCCUGCAGCUUGCAAGGGAAAAGCGAGGACUCUAUUUGAAAAAAAUGCUGCCCCAAUUCUACAUUUAUCUGGCAUGGAUGUGACAGUUGUUAAGACGGAUUAUGAGGGACAAGCCAAGAAACUCCUGGAACUGAUGGAAAGCACAGAUGUGAUCAUUGUUGCCGGAGGGGACGGGACCCUACAGGAGGUAGUUACUGGAGUUUUUCCCCAGGCUACCUUCAGUAAGAUUCCCAUUGGAUUUAUCCCACUGGGACAGACCAGUAGCUUGAGCCAUGCCCUGUUUGCCGAAAGUGGAAACAAAGUCCAACACAUUACAGAUGCCACACUCGCCAUCGUGAAGGGAGAGACCAUUCCACUUGAUGUCCUGCAGAUCAAGGGUGAAAAGGAGCAGCCUGUGUUUGCAAUGACUGGCCUUCGAUGGGGAUCCUUCCGAGAUGCUGGCAUCAAAGUUAGCAAGUACUGGUAUCUUGGACCUCUCAAAACCAAAGCAGCCCACUUUUUCAGCACUCUUCAGGAGUGGCCUCAGACUCAUCAAGCCUCCAUCUCAUACACGGGGCCUACAGAGAGGCCUCCCAGCGAGCCAGAGGAGACGCCGCCGCGGCCGCCUCUGUACCGGAGAAUCCUCCGCAGGCUGGCCUCGUACUGGGCACCACCGCAGGAUGCUCACUCCCAGGAGGGGAGUCCAGAGGUCUGGAAGGACGUACAGCUGUCCACCAUCGAGCUGUCCAUCACCACCCGGAACAGCCAGCUUGACCUGACAAGCAAAGAAGACUUUAUGAACAUCUGCAUUGAACCCGACACUGUCAGCAAAGGAGAUUUCAUAAUCAUAGGAAGUAGGAAGGUGAGAGACCCCCAGCUGCGCACCGAGGGCACCGAGUGUCUCCAAGCCAGCCGCUGCAGCCUGCUGCUUCCCGAGGGCAGCCAGGGCGCCUUCAGUAUCGACAGCGAGGAGUAUGAGGCAAUGCCUGUGGAGGUGAAGCUGCUCCCCAGGAAACUGCAGUUCUUCUGUGACCCCCGGAAGCGAGAGCAGCUGCUGCAGAGCCUGGCCCAGUGAGGGACAGAGGCAGAGGCAUUCCCAGGCUGCCCUUUAGGCCACCCGUGGGACCAAAAGGGAACAGAGGACCCCAAGGGCCUUUUCACGGCAAGUACACCACCCUCCUCAGUCAUUUCCGUGCUGCCGGCCAACCCUCCUAGUGACUUUCCUCACCCUGGGAACUUGCUGCCUCAGCUGUGGUGAGCAGGGCCCUGGGCCUGCCCGAGCUCCCUAUCCCCCCGUGGUGUCCUGUCCCUGGCCCGGGUGGGGUCUUUCCAGGCUUGUCUGGCCCUGCCAGGCCUCCUUCCCGAGUGUUGCUCUGAGUUCUGGUGCUUACCUAGCGCUUGUUCGGUUUCUGUGCAACAGCAAACGUGAGGCUGUUUCCUCCUUCAACCGUAGCUAUUGUCAAGUGCUUUUUUUUUUUUUAAAGCAGUGCUUUCUCACUGUUGGUGUGCAUGAGAACCCUCUGGGUGUGAUGCAUGUUGAAAACCACUCCACCUGCCAGGGGCCUCGGACUCCCCAGUGAGUCUGAAAGGGUCCCUCAAGUGUUUAAAGCAGUGCUCCACUUAUGCUCUUGCCCGUGCUGUCCCCAAAAGUAUUGUUACAAAUCAUGUGUGCCCCUCACAUUUACAUUCACCUCUUUCAUGGGUAGUUGCCAAAGUAUGUACUUUCUAGUGUCAUCCAAGUAAACUGUUACAUACCCUUCUAAAAAUUUAGUAUAAUUUAAACACCACAGCAGUGUGACAUCCCUUAUUCAUAAAAAUAAAUUCUUGAGUAGUUAAAACUUUUUUUUCCUCCCUGUGGGUGUAUUUGCAUACUGCUUUCAGCAAAACAAUGUUACUAUAAUGUAAUCUAUUUUUUAUGCUUCACAUUUCUUGUCAACAGAAGAUAUUAAUGGAACUUUUUUAGUUAAGUUCAUACUGAAAGUUAUUGUAAUUAUUGAUAUGUAAUUGAUAAACUUAAUUUUGAUAAUUAAAAACAUGU
Messenger RNA from Octodon degus (degu), 2148 nucleotides. It is a transcript of the gene Agk, whose product is annotated as acylglycerol kinase. Gene Ontology annotation, cellular component: mitochondrion; TIM22 mitochondrial import inner membrane insertion complex. The transcript is spliced from 15 exons. Gene Ontology annotation, biological process: ceramide biosynthetic process; protein insertion into mitochondrial inner membrane. Bases 1 to 1185 code for a protein of 394 amino acids. Lineage: Eukaryota; Metazoa; Chordata; Mammalia; Rodentia; Octodontidae. The record is from RefSeq and is a predicted model, not a curated record. Gene Ontology annotation, molecular function: ATP-dependent diacylglycerol kinase activity; ceramide kinase activity; acylglycerol kinase activity.